AUGAAGAUGUGUUUCCUUACUAUGUCACUGAGCAGAAUUAACGAGGAAGUCAUAAUUAUUGCAGACAAUUGGGUAUUCAAAAUUGAUGAGGACGAUGAGGACGCCAUCUCCAGUACGGUGUUUGAAACGGAUGAAGCGUUAGAGGACAGUGAAAUUGAGCUAGAAAAUGACACUGAGCAGAUCCCUGAAUCAGAGAAUGAAAGAAGUUCCUCAGUCGAUGAUGUCGGUGACUUUCUGGAAGGUAGGGCAACAGUCUCUCCCGGGGAGAUGGGAAACCAACACGAAAUGACAUCCUAA
Molecule: messenger RNA, 297 nt
Organism: Lactuca saligna
Lineage: Eukaryota; Viridiplantae; Streptophyta; Magnoliopsida; Asterales; Asteraceae
Source: the annotation of a GenBank genome assembly